Aphidius gifuensis is the source of this 2268-nucleotide messenger RNA. Its product is annotated as protein claret segregational-like. The record is from RefSeq and is a predicted model, not a curated record. The coding region runs from base 187 to 2217 and encodes 676 amino acids. Gene Ontology annotation, biological process: microtubule-based movement. The transcript has 2 exons. Lineage: Eukaryota; Metazoa; Arthropoda; Insecta; Hymenoptera; Braconidae. Gene Ontology annotation, molecular function: ATP binding; microtubule motor activity; microtubule binding.
GUUAAAAAAAAAAAAAAAGUGUGUGGUUUAAUUUAUUUUUAAUAAUAAUUAAAUAAACACUCAAAGUUUUACUCAACAAACUGUUGCUAAUGUAUAUUUAUUAUUAUUAUCAUUAUCAUAAAUAAUAAUUUGUUGUAUCCUGGUGUCUGUAUUUAUUGUCAACAAUAAGAUAAAUUAAUAAUCAAGAUGGCAUCUCGUUUGCCAAUGCCAAAGAUAGGCUUAAAAAAAUCAACAAGUACAAGUGAAGUUAAUAAUUUAAAGACUGUAAAUGAUAAUAUGAAUGGUACAAAUAAAAAUAAUGCAAAAUCACAACAAAAUUUAACAGCAUCAAGUAUCAUAAAUAAAACAGCAAAAACACUUCGUGUUAAUGAAAAUAAACCACCAAUACAACCACUGUCACGUUCUCGAACAGUUGGUGCAAUAACACGUGGUACAACAACAUCAUCAAAACCUUCAACAACAACAUCAACAACACUUGCAACUAAAACAGCUAUUAAACGACCAGCAACAGCAGCAGCAUCAUCAACAAUUGCUGCUAAAAGAACAAGACCAGGUAUAACUGGUAAUUCAAGUCUAAAUAAAACAACACGUCCUGGUGUUGGUGUUACAACAAAAACAACAUUAACAACAAAACCAGCAGCAUCAUCAGCAGCAGCUAAAAUAAGUAAAUGGGACUGGAAAGGAAGAUUUGGUCUUGUUAAUGAUGAAUUAACAGCUUUAAAAGAAAAACAUAAAUUCAUUGCUGGUGAUUAUGAUGAAUUAAAAAAUAUUGUUGAUGAUUUAAAAACACGUGAAAAUGAAACAUCAAUUAAAAAUGAACAACUUAAAUUAAAUAAUGAUAAAUUAAUAGCUGAUUAUAAAAAAGCUGAAAAUGAUGUUAAUAAAUUAAUUGAAAAAAAUAAAUUGUUAGACAAUGAAUUAAAAGAAUCACAAGAAACAAAUGAAAUAAUAAGUAAAUCAUUAGAAAAAUAUAAAAAAACAUGUGAUGAACAAGAAGAUAAAUUAAUAAAACAUAAAAGUCAAGUACGAAUUUUAGAGAAUGAAUUGAAUGACAAAAAAGAUACCAUUGAUGAACAAGUAAAACUAAUCAAAGAUUUACAAGAACUUGUACAUGGUAUGGACAAAGACAGACGUAACUUACAUAACACAAUACAAGAAUUAAAAGGGAAUAUAAGAGUAUUUUGUAGAGUUCGUCCGAAAAUUGAUAAAGAAACAAUGAAAAUACCAUGUUCCAUUAAUUAUCUUGAUGAGUGCACAAUGGAGAUUGGUAGAGCUGAUGGUUCUGAUGCUGUUAGUUGUACUGGUAAAUCACGUGGAACAAAGCAAGAGUUUACAUUUGAUAAAAUAUUCCCACCAACUGCAACACAAGCUGAUGUGUUUGAAGAGCUAUCAAUGCUUGUACAGUCAGCACUUGAGGGGUAUAAUGUUUGUGUGUUUGCAUAUGGUCAAACUGGUUCUGGUAAAACAUACACAAUGGAAGGUGCAUGUAAUCCAGACUAUGAAGGUAUGAUACCGAGAACAGUUAGACAUAUAUUCAAAGAAAUGGAAGAAUUCAAAUUACUUGGUUGGGAGUACAAGGUUGAAGCAAGUUUUUUGGAGAUAUAUAAUGAACAUAUUGUUGAUUUGCUGGAUUCAAAACAAAAAAAUCAUGAAAUACGUAUGACAGAUGCAAAAGGUACUGAUUUGUAUGUUACAAAUUUGAAAACAGUUGAAAUUAAUUGCCCAGAUGAGUUACACAUGUGGCUAAGAACAGCACAACAAAAUCGUGCUGUUGCUGCAACAAAAGCCAAUGAUAGAUCAAGUCGAUCACACUCAGUUGCACGUAUUAGAUUAAUUGCAACACAUGCAGUUAAAGAAGAAAUGUGUGUUGGUAAUUUAAAUCUUGUUGAUCUUGCUGGUUCAGAAAGAUUAAAAAAUGAAGAAGCUGCUAGAACAACUGAGACUAAAAAUAUUAAUAAAUCAUUGGCUAAUUUGGGUAAUGUCAUAUUGGCAUUAUUGAAAAAACAAGAUCAUGUGCCAUAUAGAAAUUCUAAAUUAACACAUCUUUUGAUGCCAUCACUUGGUGGUAAUUCAAAGACACUGAUGUUGUUAAAUAUAUCACCACUUGAUGAGUGUUUCAAUGAGACAUUAAAUUCGUUGAGAUUUGCCAGUAAUGUCAACAGUUGUAAAACUGGAAAUAUCAAAAAAUCCAAGACAACUAUCCAAUCAACAAAUUAAUUAUUUACUUGGAACAAUUAUAUUUUUUAUUUCAAUUACAAUUUAAGAUUA